Geodia barretti is the source of this 309-nucleotide messenger RNA. Lineage: Eukaryota; Metazoa; Porifera; Demospongiae; Tetractinellida; Geodiidae. The record is from the annotation of a GenBank genome assembly.
CUGAUCAACAUUCCGGGUUCCAGUCGUCGCAAAUAUGCGUCCGUGGGCGACAUCAUCGUAUGCACCGUCCGCGAAGCAGUCCCCAACUCGCCGGUUCGGAAGGGUUCGGUGGUCAAGGCCGUUAUAGUGCGCCAGGCCGCUCCGCUGCUGAGGCCCGACGGCACCUACAUCAGAUUCGACGACAACGCCGCCGUACUCAUCAAUGACAACCAGUUGCCCCGAGGUACGCGCAUCUUCGGUCCGGUGGCUCGCGAGCUUCGCGACCGUGGCUUCAUGCGCAUCGUAUCCCUGGCUCCUGAGGUGGUGUGA